AUGUGGCCAAGCACGGCCGUCAUCAAUUGGUCACCAAUUGUAAAUUUGAUAGUCCAAUUGUAUUUCCAAAAUACCACAAUUUGUGUAUUAUGGCCUGAAAAUGAGCUGUUGAAUUUGGAAACCAAAAUCUCAGAAUAUCCCUUUACCAUAAUCAAUAUACACCCACAUCGAUUAGAUGUGGAUGAUGUGGCCAAUGAGGUUCAAAAGUUCCGAGAAAAAUUCUUGGAAACCAAUAAUCUCACUCUGAUGCUCUCUGUGGCCAUAGAAAAGUCACACUGUGAGAGCUUCUUGGCCUUUGGAAAUGAUAUACUGAAGUUCAUUGAAAGUUUUGAAAAUGCCAGUCGUUAUUCGGUGUGGCGUUCGAAAAUCAAUCACUUUGUGUUUGCAAGCUCUAAUAGGUCUCUCGAGGCUUGCUUGGAGAGGCUAAGGUUUUUUGAAGAUCAACCAAAUAUACUUAUAAUAUCUGGCGACCAAAUCAAUUCAGAAAUUUUCGAAUUGAAAACAAAUAAAUUUGUUGGACCCAGAGCAGAUUGCCCUGGCAAGUUAUACCUCCUGGAUCGCUUCUUUGCAAACACCUCCUCCUUUGAUUUCGGAGUAAAUUUAUUUCCCAAUAAAAUUGCCAAUUUACAAGGACGUGAAAUAAUUGUGCCGGGUAUGGAUUAUCGACCAUAUUUGGUUAUUAAUUACGUUCAGGAUAAAUAUAAUUCCUAUGAUUUGGUAUUUGGCGGAGCCAUAGAGGGCAAUGUACAAAUUGAUGGCACCGAAGCCAGGGUCAUUUUGACAUUUUGUGAAAUAUUUAAUUGCACGGUAUUGAUUGACAGCUCGGAGGCCGAUGAUUGGGGAGAGGUAUAUUCAAAUUUAUCAGGGACAGGAAGUUUGGGAAUGGUGGCCAAGGGAAUGGCGGACAUCACUGUGAGUGCAAUGUAUUCAUGGGAUACCGAUUACAUAUAUCUGGAUAUGUCGAUGUAUUUGGUCAGAUCGGGUAUAACAUGUUUGGUACCAGCACCAAGGCGUUUGGCAAGUUGGAUUUUACCCCUGGAACCUUUUCAAUUCACUCUCUGGUUAGCUGUUUUGGUUUAUCUCUUUGUAGAGGUCAUUAGUCUGGCCUUGACCUAUCGAUUUGAGACGAGAUUUGUUUCCGCAAUGAAUGACUCUUGGCCGGAGAGUUUAAAUUUUGGGAUAGUUACAACUCUUAAAUUAUUUGUAUCACAAUCGGGAUCGAAAAAGGUAAUUUCACAGACUGUGAGGGUCCUACUGUUCACAUGUUUCCUAAAUGAUUUGAUCAUAACCAGUAUUUAUGGUGGAGGAUUGGCCAGUAUUUUAACGGUACCAAGUUAUGAUGAAGCUGCCGAUACCUUGGAUCGUAUGUGGUCGCACAAAUUACAAUGGGCUGCCAAUUCGGAGGCCUGGGUCUCGGCCAUACGCAAUGCAGAGGAUGAUCGUAUUAAUGGCAUUUUGGAGAACUUCUUUAUAUAUUCCGAUGAAAAACUGGAACAGUUGGCUAGCUCACCAUCAAAUUGGGGCUUUACUGUGGAACGUUUGCCAUUUGGACACUUUGCCAUUGGCGAUUAUCUGACCACGGAAAGUAUCAAUCAUUUGAAAAUAAUGCAGGAGGAUUUAUAUUUCCAAUAUACUGUGGCCUUUACCGCCCGAUGUUGGCCCAUGUUAUCGGCUUUUGAUAACCUGAUUUAUUGGUGGCAUUCGGCCGGGUUGGAUAACUAUUGGGAAUGGCGUGCUGUAGCCGAUAAUAUGAAUGUCCAAAAGCAGAAGCAGGUUGAGGCCACGCUCUAUUCGAAUAUCGAAGAUAUGGGUCCCGUAAAAUUGGGUAUGGCCAAUUUUGUUGGCAUUCUCUUGCUAUGGAUGUUGGGCAUAACCAUUUCAUUUUUGGUAUUCUUAUAUGAGGUGUUGAGAGAUUAUGUUGAGCGAAAGAAGAGAGGAGAGUAA
Musca vetustissima is the source of this 1944-nucleotide messenger RNA. RefSeq lists its product as uncharacterized. The record is from RefSeq and is a predicted model, not a curated record. Lineage: Eukaryota; Metazoa; Arthropoda; Insecta; Diptera; Muscidae. The coding region runs from base 1 to 1944 and encodes 647 amino acids. The transcript has 10 exons.